AACCACCGACAUGAGGCUCUGCCGCACGUAAAUAUCGGGAUGUUCUCGAAGGAACUGUUGUUGCAUCAGUCCAGGCUUCUGAAAUCCCAGUAACCUUGAGUUGUUAAUCGUUUUCUACAUCGUCUCGAUCACGUCGCGCACGAGUCAGCUAUUACUGUCACCGCGUAUUGAUGCCUAAUUAGCGAGGACCUCGAGCAAACCACCGCUCUUCUCUCGUCUACUCCGUUCACGCACGAACAAUUGAGGUUCUGAUAACAUUUCAUGCGCCACUCCAGACCAUAAACACGCCCGCCUGUAACGUUAGCAUUCGCCCCGGAUUUGGGAUAGCUCUCACGUCACCUCGGGUUACUUGCAAGGACACGUCUUGGCCGAUGCUGGGGUUACAGCCAAUCAAAUUGUAUUGUGGAAAAUUGUUGGACACACGCCGAAUACCGCAUUUGGUUCACGAGCGGAACUACUACACUUGAAUUCGAGGCUUACAGAAUGCAACCCGAAUAUGUCGACAUUCAGUCACGGUGGGUGAACGCACUACGAACGCAAUCGAAGUCGGAACACCCACCUACAGGUGCACUUCCUUGCCCGUUCGAUGGUCACGAUGGUCGGAUCUUCCUGAACAUAGACCAACUCUUUGAUCAUGUGAGAGCCGACCAUGCCUCUGAGGUUAAAGAUUUGGAACCAAGUCAAGCACGUGCGUAUCUGAGAGACGCGGUUGCGAAGUCAAGAAACACAUAUCGAUCUUCAGAUGCUACCGCGGGUGGCGGAUCUACGCUAGACAUCACUGGAUUAUCGUUAGAGCAAAACACACUCCGGCAAUCACCUCCUUACUCUGGUAAGAAACGACCUGCUGGAUCUGAUUUCUAUGGACGCCGAGAAAAAGGUCCUAUCCAGGUUGGGGUCUUUGAUCCUGAUUACUCUAGGGAUACAGUCACGCCCGAACGCACUCAGCGCCUUUACGAUCCUAAGCAGAGCACUGCAUCGCCUUAUCGGUCUACACCGGAGCUGCCACAUCGAGAUCCAAUUCUCAGAGCUCAGCAUCCCCAAGGGCCAGCUCGCCAGCCUGGGCUUAUCGAACUGCAAAAAUAUGAUAACCGGUAUCCUGGACUUUUACUCCAGCCAGACAGUCGCCCAAUCUCUCAGGAACAACUUGCGUCCGAAGUCAAGUCGAUAUAUGCUGGCUUAACUAUGGUAGAGACUAAGUGUAUCCACGUUGAUCGAGCUCAGGCUGCUGCUGCUGCUCAAGAGAAUUCUGACUCCAACCGUAAGCUUGCUCCUGAUCACUGGCAAGCUCUAAUUGCACUACAUCGGACUCUUCUUCACGAACACCAUGAUUUUUUUCUCGCUUCCCAACAUCCAUCCGCCAGUCCAGCUCUACGGCGACUAGCAGCAAAGUAUUCUAUGCCAGCUCGCAUGUGGAAACAUGGUAUUCACUCUUUUCUUGAAUUACUACGCCGCCGGCUUCCUGACAGUAUUGACUACAUGCUUGCGUUCAUAUAUCUGGCCUACCAGAUGAUGGCGUUGUUGUACGAGACUGUACCUGCUUUUGAAAACACUUGGAUCGAAUGUCUGGGCGAUUUAGGCCGCUAUCGAAUGGCCAUCGAAGACGAAGAUGUUCGAGACAGAGAAACUUGGGCUGGUGUUGCCCGAUCUUGGUAUUCCAAGGCUGCUGACAAGACCCCCAUGGUCGGUCGUCUGUACCAUCAUUUGGCAAUUUUGGCUCGUCCAAAUGCUCUCCAACAGAUGUACUACUAUUGCAGAUCCCUCAACUCCGUCGAACCAUUCCCCAGCGCCCGCGAAUCAAUCAUGACCCUUUUGAACCCCAUCCUUGGGCGGGUACAAGCAUCAUUCUCUCACGCCUUACCAAUCGACAACAACUUCAUCAUGGCUCAUGCAUACAUCUUUGAGAAGAGCCCGAAAGCCGACUUUGAUACGAUCCAGAAAGACUUUCUCGGUCAACUCGAUAAUCACAUUGGUCGUGUGACAGCUAAAUGGAAAGAGCAAGGUGUAUACAUCGCUGUCACAAACAUCACUGGCUGGUUUGACUAUGGUAUCAAGCACAACACCCUUCGUCAACUUUUCCUUUUUAUUGCUCACCAACAGCCAAACUCCUCAUCACAGGUGGUAAACAAAGGUCAACUUAGGGAUCCUCCAUUGCCGAUCGAUGGACAAGAACUCGAAGUCCCAAUGAUCACCGAGAGCGAGAUUAUAGCCGAGCUCCACACGCUUCAUUCGGACGCGAACUUCUCCCGUGCGUUUGACAUGACUAUGAAUACGUUCUCCCUGGUUCUCCGUCGUAUUGGCGACAAGAAUGUACUGCCUCAUGUACACGUUCUGCUUUCUUUUCUUACCACACUCGCUUCCGUACAAUACGUUGCCCAUUUCAUCGACCACGCUCCUUGGACCGAACUCGUUUCUUUUCUCAAUACGUUAAUCAAAACCGAAAAUCAACAAAACCCGACUCAAGACAUGAAUACGUUGUUGACCAGCCCGGUCUUCUCAGCAGAUGGUGAGAAGGAUGGAGAUGUGUUGCCGCUGCCCGAGGAUUAUCUGGUGCGUGGUCUGAUUUGGGCACAAGAUUAUCUGCCAGCGAAGUGGUUUGGAAAGGAGCAGGAUGAGGAAGAGAGAUAUCUUGAGUUACCGAGUACGGCGAAGAGUCGUACAGAGAGGGUGCUGAAGCUGGGAUAUCAACUCUCGACUGUAAGUCUUCCUGCUUUAUUUGCCUAAGUUCAUGGGUUUUCUAACUGUAGGCAAGUAUAACCGAUAUAUCUCAUAUGACGAGAUUGCUCAUACGUUCUCCGCCAUCGAUG
Dothidotthia symphoricarpi CBS 119687 is the source of this 2804-nucleotide messenger RNA. RefSeq lists its product as uncharacterized. Gene Ontology annotation, molecular function: telomeric repeat DNA binding; protein binding; telomerase RNA binding. Gene Ontology annotation, biological process: nuclear-transcribed mRNA catabolic process, nonsense-mediated decay. Gene Ontology annotation, cellular component: telomerase holoenzyme complex. The record is from RefSeq and is a predicted model, not a curated record. Lineage: Eukaryota; Fungi; Ascomycota; Dothideomycetes; Pleosporales; Dothidotthiaceae. The transcript is spliced from 2 exons. Bases 484 to 2721 code for a protein of 745 amino acids.